Molecule: messenger RNA, 2883 nt
Organism: Rangifer tarandus platyrhynchus (Svalbard reindeer)
Lineage: Eukaryota; Metazoa; Chordata; Mammalia; Artiodactyla; Cervidae
Source: the annotation of a GenBank genome assembly
AUGGAGGUGAGCUGCGGAGACCCCCGCACGCCCCCUCACCCCGCAGGCCUGAGGGAGGGACUUGAGCCGAAAGUCGCGUUCCGUGGAGGUGCGAAUCGCUGCUGGAACCUCAGUGCGGACGCCAGCAGUCGACUAACAGAUGUCUUCAACAGCGUCAUGCUGACGGGCUCCCCUUCCUUCUAUGAUUGCUACAAAUCGCAGAAUGAAGAUAGUGUUGACCUAAGGCAGACCUGUGCUCCACUUUCUUCAUCAACGGAAUAUGCAAGUUCUGUAGAUUCUUCACUUUUCUAUGCACCAUGGUCUACAUAUGGAGAUGAUAUUAAACAGCCCUCUAAUUCUCAGAUCAAUGUAAAGAACAGGAUUCAAACAGAAAGAAAUGACUACGGUAGUGAAACAGACUUAUAUGGACUUGUGUCUAACAUUUUGGAAGAACAAGAUAAAUCACAGCCAUACUUUGCUGAGGGGACCUGUUCCUCCAAUUUAAAGUCAGUUUGGCCAAUGAACACAAGCAGAUUUGCAGAUCACCAUGACCUCUUAACAGAAACCAAAAGGCCAGUAGAUACAGCCAUCUCUCAGCAAGCUUUUUAUACUGGUGAAUCUGUGUCAGCAGUGGAAAAGCAGUACCUGCAUAACAGUAAUCUCAUACCACAACAAAAAAUAGAUGAACUUUAUCAUGGAUUUACUGGUUUAGACCUUGAAGAACAAUGGAUGUACCCCUCACGAAGUGAUCAUUCUAACUGUUACAAUAUUCAGACAAAUGAUACAGCUAAGACAGCAUGUCAAGAAUAUCCAUUUAUCAAAAAUUGUUUUACACCACAAACUGGUCUGUCUGACAUCAUGAAAGAAUCAGGAGUUGAUACUUACUCUUAUGGAAGAGAGAAAAUAUGUGCUAAAGGUCUUGAAGCACCAUUACAGCAAAAGAGGGCAGAGAUAUUUCUUUCCCAAUUUAAUAGGUACAGUGAAAAUCCAGAUUAUUGUAGAUACCCAGAAUAUGCUCAUCCUAAUAAGGCUAAGCUGAGUAAGUGUUUGAAUUUUAGUGUCCAAGAUAGUAAAAAAUUAGCUAGUGCCACACCUGAAGCACCAACUGUAGAAGCAGACACCUACACCAAGUUAUUUCAGGUAAAACCAACAAAUCAGAAAAAAAUGGAGGAGACAAUACCUGACCAGCAGAAUUUCACAUUUCCAAAAACUACACCACAUCUGACAGAAAAACAGUUUGGAAAGGAAGCAGCAUUUACUGCUGAUUUUGGCUUAAAAUCAGAAUAUGGACUAAAACCUCAUACAACUUGUCCAGCUAAUAAUGAUUUUGCUAAUGUCACAGAAAAACAACAGUUUACUAAACCUGACCCCCCAAAUUCUGAGUAUUUUAAAUCAAUGAAUUUACUAGCAAAUUCAGCAACAUCUUCAGGAGGUAUCAACUUAAACAGACCAACAUGGAUGAAUGUCCAAACAAAAAAUAACACUCCUAUUCUUUAUCGAAAUCAAGGUAACUUGAUGAAAUUAAAUUCUCAUUUAAGUGCAGCUUCAAAAGGUUCCAACCAGUCUUCAGAUUUCCCCCAACUAUCAUCUACAAAUUUAACCCCAAAUAGCAAUUUAUUUCAGAAGUAUUGCCAAGAAAACCCUUCAGCAUUUUCUAGUUUUGAUUUUGGUUACAAUGGUGCAGAAAGAAUCCAAUCUGUCAAUCACAUGGAAGGACUGACAAAGACUGGAGAAGAAAAUCUCUUUGAAUCUGUUACCGAUAAAAAAAUAAAGCAGCCAAAUGGAUUUUGUGAUAACUAUUCAGCUCAGCAGUAUGGGAUCAUUGAAAAUGUAAACAAACAUAAUUUUCAAGCUAAGCCCCAAAGUGGACAUUAUGAUCCUGAGGAAGGGCCAAAGCAUUUAGAUGGCUUAUCUCAAAAUACAUAUCAAGAUCUGUUGGAGUCACAGGGUCAUUUUAAUAGCCACAGACAAGGAAGUGGAGACAGCAAUAUUAAUAGCCGUGUGAAUCGCACACAGGCGUCAUGUUUUUCUAAUAAUUAUAUGAUGGGAGAUUUAAGGCAUAAUCAGAGUUUUCAACAACUUGGUUCAAGUGGGUUUCCACUAAGAUCCACUCAUCCAUUUGGUCAUUCAGUUGUUCCACUGUUGGAUUCAUAUGAUUUGUUUUCUUAUGAUGACUUAAGCCAUUUAUACCCAUAUUUUAAUGAUAUGAUGUAUGGUGAUAAUUCCUUUUCUGGUUUCGUGCCAACUUUUGGAUUUCAAAGACCAAUUAAAACCCGCAGUGGACCAGCCAGUGAACUUCAUAUUCGUCUAGAAGAGUGCUAUGAACAAUGGAGAGCAUUAGAAAAGGAGAGAAAAAAGACUGAAUUGGCCCUUGCGAAGAAUUAUCCAGGGAAAAAAGUGUCCAGUACUAACAAUACUCCAAUUCCACGGCUGACCUCCAACCCAUCUAGAGUUGAUCGGUUAGUUGUGGAUGAACUUCGAGAACAAGCCAGAGUUGUGACUCUACUGGGCAAAAUGGAACGUCUUCGAAGCUCUCCCCUUCAUGCCAAUAUCUCUACAGCUCUUGAUAGACACUUGGAGUCCAUUCACAUUGUACAGUCACGUAGAAAGGAUGAAAUUGUUAAUGCUUCAAAUCGGCAAAGGCAAGGAGUUCCUAGAUGCCAAGAUGACAGAGAUGUUUUUGCGCUUGCUUCAGCAAUUAAAGAGAUGUGUGUAGCUACUCGGAAAGCGCGUACUACCCUGUGGUGUGCACUGCAGAUGACCUUGCCAAAAACAGCCAGUACAGCUGGCCAAACAGAUGUAGAAAAGGCUUUACAAGAUAUAGUAAACUGUGAAGAUAAAGUCCAUGAAAGCCUAAAUAGUAGCAAUCCAAUGAACCAGAGAGGUGAAGCAAACAAACAUUAA